Zonotrichia albicollis (white-throated sparrow) is the source of this 1241-nucleotide messenger RNA. NCBI's taxonomy places the organism in Eukaryota, Metazoa, Chordata, Aves, Passeriformes, Passerellidae. The record is from RefSeq and is a predicted model, not a curated record.
UGGGGACAGUGUGGGGAAAGGACUGGGCUCACCAGAACUCUGGAGUGGCUACUGGAGUCAUGGGACACCCCGUCUUGGGUGAAUACUGGUGUCACUGGGAGUAGUGUGGGCUUACUUGGGCAACUGGGAGCUCCUGUUGAGUAGGUAUUGUUGUGACUGGGAUCAGUAUGACCAGUGCUGAAGGGCACUGAGACCCUCUAGAGAGGAGUAUUAGGGUCACUGGGACUCUGUGAUGACCACAGGCAUCAUGGGGAUCCCCAACUGUCUGAAUACUGGAGACACUGGGAGCAGCCUGGGGGUCGUGGGGGACCCCCCCUUGUGUAUUUAAUGGAGUCACUGGGAUCAGUAUGGGCAGUACUGGAGGGACAGGAAGCAGGGUUGGGUGAGUGCUGCGGUACCUGGACGAGGCAGAGCGGGAGAAGCAGCAGUACAUGAAGGAGCUGCGGGAGUACCAGCAGUCAGAGGCCUACAAAAUGUGCACAGAGAAGAUCCAGGAGAAAAAGAUCAAAAAAGAGGACGUGGGCACGGUGGGUGUGAACACCCUACUCAACGGGCACCCGCACAAGGCUGGUGAGUGCAGCGACACCUUCUCCACCUUCGAUGUGCCCAUCUUCACCGAGGAGUUCUUGGACCAAAACAAGGCCCGGGAGGCCGAGCUGCGGCGCCUGCGCAAGAUGAACACGGAGUUUGAGGAGCAGAACGCCAUCCUGCAGAAGCACACCGAGAGCAUGAACUGCGCCAAGGAGAAGCUGGAGCAGGAGCUGGUGCAGGAGGAGAGGCAGACCCUGGCCCUGCAGCAGCAGCUCCAGUCUGUGCGACAGGCCCUCACUGCCAGCUUCGCCUCCCUCCCCAUCCCCGGCACUGGGGAGACCCCCACGCUGAGCACCCUGGACUUCUACAUGGCCAAACUGCACAGUGCCAUCGAGAGCAACCCCCUGCAGCACGAGCCGCUGGUGCUGCGUGUCAAGGAGAUCUUGUCCAGGAUUGCCAGGUGGGUGGCACAGGUGUCCCCAUGGCACUGCAGGGCUGAGCUCCAGCUGCUGGUGAUGAGCAGGAAAGGUGUGGACAGGGAUGGGCAGAGAUGGUGCAGCUGCUCCAGGGAGCUGUGGGAGAGGGAAGCCCAGUCCCUGAAUUCAGGAGGUGUCCCCAUGUCCAAAGAUGCUGAUCUGUUGGAGCAAGUCCAGGGAAGCCCAUGGAGAUGCUGCCAGGGCUGGAGCCCCUCUGCUCUGGAGCCAGCCUGG